This is a messenger RNA of Penicilliopsis zonata CBS 506.65, 1848 nucleotides long. RefSeq lists its product as hypothetical. Gene Ontology annotation, biological process: transmembrane transport. The record is from RefSeq and is a predicted model, not a curated record. Gene Ontology annotation, cellular component: fungal-type vacuole membrane. Gene Ontology annotation, molecular function: transmembrane transporter activity. Lineage: Eukaryota; Fungi; Ascomycota; Eurotiomycetes; Eurotiales; Aspergillaceae. The coding region runs from base 387 to 1703 and encodes 438 amino acids. The transcript has a single exon.
AACGAAGACUAGCCCGGGUCAUACUGUACGGAAUACGGAGUGUUUGUUUCCAUACUACAGUGCGGAGAUAGAACAAUGCCGAAGCCAGGCGCCCAGCCUGUGGGGACGUGUUGCUUUUCAGGGGGGACGAGGAUCCAACCUUCGGCUUUUCGGGCGUAUCGGGUGUUCUUUCAUGCUGAGAUCAUGGGCGGGGGGAGGAGAUAAGUGCCGCUGUUUCGAAAAUUGUGUUACAUAAGAAGAGACAGCCCAACUGAUUGGCAGAAACAGACUCAUGACGGUGCUGGGGGUCAGAUCCUGAUAAAGGCUUCGUCGCGCUGUGUUUAAGAUUUGAUUUUCCACUGUCGCACAACUGCAACCGUCACACGUGGGUGAUAACGUCGUCAACCAUGACGGCUGUUUCCGAGAUCGAAACCGUCCAGGAUCGUCCUCUGGGAAAUACAGACAACAGCAGCCCGCCAGAACCUCGGCCGCAACAAGAAAAAUCCACUCAGGGGGAUGGACCGCCCGACGGUGGGCUGGUGGCCUGGCUGCAGGUCAUCGGUGGAUUCAUGCUGUUCUUCAAUACCUGGGGGAUGUUGAACACUUUCGGCGUGUUCCAGACGUACUAUGAGUCUGGCGAGCUCUUCCAGGCCUCCUCGUCCAACAUUUCCUGGAUCGGCUCGCUCCAGUCCUGCUGCCUGUUGCUGACGGGCUUGUUGUCAGGCCCGGUUCUUGACCGCGGCUACCUGCGCAUCCUGCUCGUGUUCGGUACCUUUUUCGUCACUUUCAGCUUGAUGAUGCUCUCCGUGUGCCGUACAUACUGGGAGGCACUCAUCUGCCAAGGCGUGAUUCUUGGUAUCGGCGGAGGCUGUCUGUUCGUCCCUGCCGUCGCCGUCCUCCCCAUGUAUUUCCGAUCAAAGCUAGCGACCGCGAUGGGGCUAGCAGCCUCCGGCUCGUCCACGGGCGGUAUCAUCUAUCCGAUUGUCUUCUAUCGUCUGGUCCCGCGCAUCGGCUUCUCCUGGGCGGUUCGCGUGCUCGGUUUCAUGGCACUGGGCACUUUGCUGAUCCCGCUCGCCGUCAUGCGCCUGCGCGUCAAACCCGCCAAGCCUCGUGCGAUACUGGACUGGUCCACCUUCACCGACCUCCAUUUCAUGAUCCUCAUCGGAGCCUUUGUUAUUGGCUACGCGGGCCUGUACGUCGGGCUCUUCUACCUAAGCUAUUUCGGCGAGGCCACCGGGAUCACCAACGAAUCGCUGUCCUUCUACCUGGUGCCCAUCCUGAAUGCCGGGUCCGUCUUCGGCCGUACACUGCCCAACAUCUUGGCGGACAAGAUCGGCCCGUUGAACGUAGUCGCCCCGGGCACGAUGAUCGUCUCCAUCGUGUUGUUCAGCUUACUCGCCGUGAAGAGUGCCGCGAGCCUGGUCGUGUGCGUCGUCUUCUUCGGGUUCUUCUCCGGCAUCUACGUCGCCUUACCCGCCGUCUGCUUCGUCGCGCUCACCCACGACAAGAGCAAGAUUGGCACCCGGAUCGGCAUGGGGAUGGCUAUGCUCGGGCUGGGAGUGCUCAUGGGCGGUCCAGGCGGCGGCGGCAUCCAACAGAGCCGUGACAAUGGGAUGGACUUUACCGGCACCUGGAUCUACGCCGGAGCCACGACCAUGGCCUGUUCGAUUAUACUAUUCAUCCUGAGGUUCAUGAAAGCCGGCUUCGAAAUGGUCAGGUGUUAGAUUUUUGGAAUUCAUAUUUGGUCUACUUCCUCUAUAUAUUAUACAGGCACAUAUGCGGGGGGGGAUCGUUUAGCGAUGGGUUAUUGCAUUAAGCAACUUUCUACAUAUAGUCUAGAGAUAUGAAAAUAAUAUUUAUUACCAAGGA